Molecule: messenger RNA, 1377 nt
Organism: Vicia villosa (hairy vetch)
Lineage: Eukaryota; Viridiplantae; Streptophyta; Magnoliopsida; Fabales; Fabaceae
Exons: 5
Coding region: 394-1365 (323 amino acids)
Biological process (GO): actin filament organization; vesicle transport along actin filament
Cellular component (GO): vesicle; cytoplasm; actin cytoskeleton
Molecular function (GO): actin filament binding; ATP binding; microfilament motor activity
Source: RefSeq, a predicted model, not a curated record
CUCGUUGCGCCAAAGAAAUAGAAAAGAAAAUUCAAAAGAAGAAGACGAGACCCUAACUCCAUCUCCAUCUCGUUGCGCCGCUGCUUCUCGAUGCGCCGCUGCUGCCGCCUCCAUCUCCGCUUACAGGCUGCUGCUUAUGCCAAUCUUAUAGUUGGGACCCAUGUUUUGUUGGAGGAUUCUAAUGUAGCUUGGAUAGAUGGCGAGGUCUUGGAGAUUAAUGGAGAACAAAUCAAGUCCUUUGCACUUCCGGGAAGACGCUGAGUGCAUUUUUUAAUAUUUGCUCAAAGUUAAUCUUGGCCUUCACAGAUGCAUUUCUCUGUUUUUUGAAUUACUUGUUUUACAUGAAUGUUUUGAUUUGUUUGAAUCUUUGAAGAAUAUUCAUAAUAUGUACAUAUGCACUUUCUUUUAACUCCGAAUUUUAAACUUUCUGAUGCUUUAGAAUUUGUUUAUUGUGUCCCCAUCCUAUGUCUGAUUUGCAAUAUGCAGGUUGUUGUCAAAGCCUAUAGUAUUUAUCAUAAAGAUACCGAAGUUCCACCAUGUGAAGUGGAUGAUAUGACAAAGCUCGCGUACCUGCACGAACACGGAGUCCUAAGUAAUCUGAGAUCAAGAUACGAAAUCAAUGAAAUUUAUACUUACACUGGGAAUAUAUUGAUUGCUGUGAACCCGUUCAUAAAGCUUCCUCAUUUAUAUGAUAGCCAUAUGAUGGCGCAAUACAUAGGAGCAGCAUUUGGUGAGAUAAGUCCACAUCCCUUCGUUGUUGCCGAUGCAGCAUAUAGGCUCAUGAUAAAUGAUGGAAUCAGCCAUUCGAUAUUGGUAAGUGGUGAAACUGGUGCUGGUAAAACAGAAAGUACUAAGUUACUCAUGCGAUAUCUUGCUUACAUGGGAGGGAGAGCGGCUGUUGCUGAAGUAGAAAGAGAAGAAGAUGAGUGGCUGAAAAAAAAAGAUGAAGGAGGGUUGGGUUCAACGUUUUUGAAAAUAGCAGGAGCAGCCACCGCAGCCGCGGCCGUAGUUGGUGGCUUAUACAGUGUCCUAAACCAACCCCAAGUUGAAGGGGCAUCAUUUAUAAUGAAUUACGAGGAGGAGGUGAUACUGAAGGUGGACGGUUCGCUUAAGGAUGGAAAAGCAGGCUGUGGUGGAUACCUAAGCAGCGCGUCAGAGAAAUGGACUUGCGAUUUCGCUUAUAAGUUGGAUCUAGCUCCAAAAGCAAGCGACACAGAUCUUCCAAAAUCAAGCAAAACUGAGAGACAGGCAAUUCUAAGAGGUUUGAUUUGGAUAAAGGGAAAGGGAAAGAUGAAACUUUUGGUGUUAUCAGAUAAUGAAUGGGUUUUGGAUUCUCUUUGCGGAGCUAAGGAGGAUGAAGUUUGACGUCAAAUAAGA